AUGAAAACACUCUCUGCGUAUUUGGCUCGUGUGCAAACUUAUCUGUCAUCGGUUGAUUAUCGUCGUUUAAUACCUGUUGUUGUUGUGGCAGUAUUAUUGAUUCUCUCGUAUAGAUUUCGUCAAUGUCAACAUACCUCUCCUCGUUUCAACUUCUCCUUUGGUCAAUCAAGAAAUUCGUCUGAUAAACUAACUAAAAUACUUGUGAUUUCACAUUACAAUGAAGAUUUAAACUGGCUAGAUCUAUACAUCGGUGAUAUAAUCCCACAUAUUGUUUACACACGUUCAACAGAUAGUUUAAUAAGACAUGCUAUUUCAGUUAAUAAAGGACGAGAAGCUGUUGCUUAUCUUCGAUACAUUGUCGAUCAUUAUUCCAAUCUACCGUCGUUGAUCGCAUUUAUUCAUGCACAUCGAACAGCAUGGCAUCAAACAGAUCCAUCAGAUAUCGUUGUCGCUUUACGAGCUUUACGAUGGAACAAAUAUGGCUAUAUGCCAUUGACAGGUACAACAACAUUUGCGUACUUUCAAAAAGAUAGCCUAAAUUUACAAUCCGUUGUCAAUUUCGAAUUGUGGACCGCCGUGUUACAGCAAGAACUCGGUUCACCGCCGAGAAGUGGAACGAAAGGACAUUGCUGUGCCACAUUUGUCGUUCGAAAAGAAGAAAUUCUCAAACAUCCGAAGCAAUUCUAUUCGAAGAUCAUAGACUAUAUCGUUGCUAGUAAACAUUCAGAUCAAUUAACCGGUCGAACACUGGAAUACACAUGGCAGAUCAUUUUCGGCCAACCAGCAAUAGUUCAUUUCAAAACAUGUGAUAUAUUCUAUUGUGACGAACAAGGCAGAAUCUCGGUGAAACUCGCUGAACAAAACCUCUAG
This is a messenger RNA of Adineta ricciae, 870 nucleotides long. The record is from the annotation of a GenBank genome assembly. NCBI's taxonomy places the organism in Eukaryota, Metazoa, Rotifera, Eurotatoria, Adinetida, Adinetidae.